Molecule: messenger RNA, 1475 nt
Organism: Helianthus annuus (common sunflower)
Lineage: Eukaryota; Viridiplantae; Streptophyta; Magnoliopsida; Asterales; Asteraceae
Exons: 3
Coding region: 360-1307 (315 amino acids)
Cellular component (GO): chloroplast
Source: RefSeq, a predicted model, not a curated record
ACUUGUGAAUUGUCAAAUCAAGGCAGCUGCAAUAAGAAUGGGUCUUGCUCUUUAAAAAGCCCCCCACAUUUGACCCAAAUCAACUGGAGAACUCAUCGAUUGUCAAAGUCAAACAAGUGCGUGUGUGCACCACGGUGUCGUUUUGGGGGUUUCCUUCUGUCUUCGUAACUGUAUAACCCAUAUUUAACACCUGUUCUUCCUUUACUAUUCUCAAUUCACCAUUUUUUUAUAUUCUUUCAUCUCUUUUUGAUCCCAAAAAUUAAACUCCUCUGCGUUGACUUUUUCGGUCAAUUCAUCUAUCUGCUUCAUAAUCUUCAAGGAUCAACGUCGCGUUGAAAAUCAACUUUUUAAAUAGAAACAUGGCUGAGGAAUCAUCAACUUCCCGACAAAACAUUGUUAGUUGCCCAUUUUUGCGUAACAUUAACGAGCCAACUAAUUUCUCCUUUUCUUCAUCGGUGCAUAUCCCAUUGCCGGUACGAGGAACCAAAGGUCCUAUAUUUGAGGACGGUCCCAGUUUUGAUUCGGCGUUUAGGCUUUUCCACAGUCAAAACGGUGUGGUUCCACUUUCCGACCCAUCAACACACGGUCCUCAAAAAGUGAAGUCCGAGCCACCCCCACAGCAGUUCCAUCCCUUAGCCGCCAGGGCAGCUACAAUCAGUCUCUCGGGUUUUGGCGGGUCCUUCGGUUUUGACGCAUUCAACGAGAUGUUCAAGAAUCAUCAACGAAAACACAAACCAUCCAAGAAAAACUCCAGUCAUGAAGCAUUGGGUGAAGAGUGGUUACAAAACGGCAAAUGCCCAAUGGCCAAAUCUUACAGAUCAGUCACUAACGUGUUACCAAUUAUGGCCAAAGCACUUAAACCGCCAUCAGGCAUGUUUGACCGGUGCCCACCGGUCAUCAUGGCGGCUAGGGCGGCUCUAUCAAAAACCGCCUUUGCAAAGAACCUACGGCCCCAACCACUGUCUGCAAAAGUGCUCGUGAUCGGAGCCAUGGGCAUGGCGGCGAAUGUCCCAUUAGGGAUAUGGAGAGAGCACACUGAAAAAUUCUCACCGUCGUGGUUUGUGGCGGUUCAUGCUGCGGUUCCAUUUAUAGGCAUGCUUAGAAAGUCGGUUUUGAUGCCCAAAUCCGCCAUGGCUUUUACUAUUGCAGCUUCUGUUUUGGGUCAGGUGAUUGGUUCUAGAGCUGAACGGUACCGGCUUAAAGCGAAGGCUGACGCGACCCAUGAAGUAGCGGUUACGGGUGGACGUUGUGGCGAGCCUGUCGAGUGGGACUCGGAGUCUUUGCAGGCUGUUAGGCCAGUUUCUUGAAGUUUUGAUUGUAUUGGCCAAAACAUGUAUACAAGUGUUGCAGAGUCUUUUUGUAUGUUGUGUAAUAUAAGUGGUUAUGAGAUUAUCAACAUUAUUCUACUUCCUUAAAAUGCAACUUGAAACUCCUUGUUCAAAGUUGUUUCUUUGAGUUACAUAUUUAUUAAACAA